CAAGUCACUAUCUUGUUGAUUCCUUCUCAGUUCAAGAAAAGUAUUCUUCAGUGCCAUUAUACUGUACAUUAGAAGAUAUAACCACCAAAAAUAAUAAUUGGAAUGAGUACUACUGGCCAACUGUUAGUUCUACGUUGCGUAGUCCUCCAUCCACGGCCGGUCCACUCGUGGCCGUCGAUCACCGGAUCCACGAUCACGCCACUCGUGGUGUCCGAGGGCAUGAUAAACGCACACGGCGCCGUCCACGUGGUCAACGUGCCUCGAUCACGUGAAUCAUAUCCACCGCUGGGGAGCGACGACGACGUCGACCCCACAGCCCAUCCAACGGCUGAGAAUUAAAUGGUGCCACGUGUUGAGAGACUAGCUGGAGGUGGUAUUUUCGAAAUUUGAUGCGGAAGCCAACCAACGACCCCGACGCGCCCCAUCGGAAGCCAGCUGGCAUAGGGGUAAAAUAGUAAAUUAGGAAAGAUGGGUGGGUUAAAAGCUUUGGGCUGUCAAGCUAUCGACUGCCCCCUUUGCCUCCAAUUCGUUUGUACCUACCUCGUCCUCGUCCCCCACGACCCGCCAUGGAUCGAGCCCAAAUCAUCGCUAAACCCUAACCUUUUGAACUGAUUUGCCCCCUUUCUAUUCAUGGUUUUAGAGGUUUCUGGUGUCCGAGAAGUGAAGGAAGAGAGUACCUCUGAUGGAUCCGGCAGAAGCCGCUUGCGGGAUUGAGCUGAAGAAAGUCGGCGUCGCGGGGGGAUCGGGUCGCCGGAAUAGGAUCGUUCGGGUCUACUUCGAUGACGCUGAUGCCACUGAAUCGUCGUCGGGCGAAGAGGAGCCUGGAGCCCGGCGCCGUGUGAAGCGGUACGUGCACGAGUUCAAGAUCGAAAUGGCCCGCGCGCCGCGGCGGAGGGCCGCGGAGGUGGAAGGAGGGGAGCGAGGGAAGCGGGGGUUCCGCGGCGUGCGGCAGCGGCCGUGGGGCCGGUGGGCGGCGGAGAUCCGCGACCCGCACCAGCGAAAGCGGCUGUGGCUCGGGACCUUCGACACGGCGGAGGAGGCGGCGACGGUGUACGACAUGGCGGCCCUGCGGCUGAAGGGCGCGAAGGCAGUGACCAACUUCCCGACCGCGAAAGCGGUGGGGGAGGAGGAGGAGGAGGAGCGCGCUUCUCCGACGUCGGUGCUCCGCCACGGCGACGACCGGGAGGCGGCCUUCGACUACACCUUCGACGGGGGAAUGGAAGCCCUGGUGCUGGGUGCGGACGCGUCGCCGCAGUUCAUGGCGGAGUUCUACUGGCCGAGGCCGCGGCUGUUGGAGGUGGAGUUUGGCGAUUUGGAUGCCAACGACUUCUCGUAACGGAACUCACGGACGAGGUUUUUUUUACCUGGAAUGACGAAACCGCCGUCACCGUUUCGUCGUUUUGGCGAGUUAACUGCUUUAUAAUUUGGUUUGUCGUAUUUGGCCGACAACAGUGGACGGGAAGAGUGAGUGGAGAGUGAAGUAGCUGUGCGGAGAGAGAGUGCGCGCGUGUGAGACGGCGUCGCAUGCUCGCCUUUUCUUGGACGUGUCAAAGCUGUGAGUUAUUUGUAUUAUUUCUUUUUUUUCUCUUCCAGCUUUAGUGA
Messenger RNA from Musa acuminata subsp. malaccensis (wild Malaysian banana), 1602 nucleotides. Its product is annotated as ethylene-responsive transcription factor ERF069-like. Gene Ontology annotation, biological process: regulation of DNA-templated transcription. Gene Ontology annotation, molecular function: DNA binding; DNA-binding transcription factor activity. NCBI's taxonomy places the organism in Eukaryota, Viridiplantae, Streptophyta, Magnoliopsida, Zingiberales, Musaceae. The record is from RefSeq and is a predicted model, not a curated record.